Closterium sp. Naga37s-1 is the source of this 2517-nucleotide messenger RNA. The record is from the annotation of a GenBank genome assembly. NCBI's taxonomy places the organism in Eukaryota, Viridiplantae, Streptophyta, Zygnematophyceae, Desmidiales, Closteriaceae.
AUGGAUUCAGCUCAUUCGUCCCCGCCUUCCGCCCUUUCCGCCGCGAUUGACGGGACCAACGAGGCGGCAUUAGAGGAGGCCAUCUCGUCGGCGCAGACCGCCAUAGCGGGGCUCGUGCAGGCCGUCCACGUGGCGAAGCGCAAGCAGCUCCAGCUCCGCCGGCGUUCGCGGGGAGCCCGAGACGACUUGACCCGCGGCGAUCAACCCCCUGUAACUGCAGUGACUCGCGCCGUGAACAACGGAGCAACCACUCGUCCAAUCCACGCCGCGUAUUCCGCCGCAUAUCCCGCCGCUCUUGGCCUGGCAGGCAGGCCGCCUGCCAGCACGUCGCCGGCUUCAGCGGCAGCACCCUUCCACGCCGGAGUAUCCGGGUUUGUCCCUGGGUCGAAUGCGUUUCCAGGCGCUUCUGGCCGCUACUUUCUACCACCGCAUAUCAUUUCAGACGAUAAUCGCGCCGCGAGCUGCGGCGGCGGCGGCGGCGGCGGCGCGAUGGGUGCUGCUGGUGCUGCUCUGUCAGGAGGCGGCAGCAUGUGGAGCCCCGUAAUUCCCGUUCCGCCGGCAUUCGCGGCGGGGUUCCACAUGCUGCCGCCCCCAGGGGUUCCGUUCGCGGCGCCUCCGCCGGCGGCGGCCGCGCUGGCUGCUUUCUGCGGAUUCGGCGGCGCUGCUGCGCCCGCUCCCAGCGGAACUCCCGCCAGCCCCGCGCCUCUGGGGGAGAAACGGCGCCGCGGACGACCGCGCGGGUCAGGCGCUGGAAAUAAGCGGAGCAAAACGACGGCGGCGGUGGCGGUGGCGGUUGUAGGAGGAGAGAAGCCGCAGGUCACGACUGCGACUGCCACUGGCAGUGGCAGUGGUCGGACGCUGAGUGGUGGGCGCAAGUCACGCGGCGGCGAUAACCGAGGGAGCAAGCACUUCGAGCGCUUCGAGUCUCCUGCGGACAGCGGCAGCGGCGCAAAUGGCGGAAGUGGCGGAAGUGGCAGCGGAGGAGGAGGAAGCGGUGCUGCGGAGAGCGCUGAGUCCGAGAUCUCUGCUCCAACCAUCACGGCAGCGGAUGUGGCAUUGGGCACGCCGGAGGCGAUGCGCGUGCCGGGCAGCAUUGGGGCCGGCGGGGUGGCGUACAAGGGCGUGCGGCAGCGGCGGUGGGGCAAGUGGGUAACGGAGAUCCGAGAGCCGAGCCGGCGGUCGCGCAUCUGGCUGGGGUCGUUUGACUCGUGGGAGGACGCGGCGCGCGUGUAUGACAUGGCCGCCUGGCUGCUGCGCGGACCCAAGGCACAACUCAACUUUCCGCCGCCCACCAACGAGAAGUCCUGCCGGCCCGCCGCCGCUACAGCCGCUGCAGAUGCUACAGCUGCUGCAGCAGAAGGCUCGCCUGACAAGACCCCCCCUGCCCUGCUCCCUGUGCUGAUGCCGGCUGCUACAGCCGAGGCGCUGCUGACGGCGGCCCGUGGGUGCGCCACGUGGCAGGGCGCGGAGGACGCCAUUGCUGAGCUGGCAGCGGUGCUGAAGGCUGUGGAGGGCGAGGGAGGCAUGGUGGAGGUGACUGGUGGGGCAGCUGCUAGGAGGUUCGCUGCUGGAGAGUGGAUCGAGGAGCCGGUUGGUGAUGGUGAGGAGGAGUCUGGAGCGGUGGAGUGCGGUGCUGUGGGGGUGCAGGAGAGCGACUUGGAAGCGGCGUUGAAGCCGCUGCUUGCUGGAGUGGAUGGGGGGAAGAGCAGUGAAUCGGGCAGUGAGAAGAGCACCGAGCCUUGCAAUAGUGAGAAGAGCACCGAGCCUUGCAAUAGUGAGAAGAGCGCCGAGCCUUGCAAUAGUGAGAAGAGCACCGAGCCUUGCAGUAGUGAGAAGAGCACCGAGCCUUGCAAUAGUGAGAAGAGCACCGAGCCUUGCAAUAGUGAGAAGAGCACCGAGCCUUGCAAUAGUGAGAAGAGCACCGAGCCUUGCACUAGCUUCUCUGGCAGCGACGAUGGUAACGACAGCAAUGACGGCAACGACAGCAAUGGUGGCACCGACGGUCACGGUGGCAUUGACAGACUUGACAGCCUGGACAGCCUGGAGUCGUUUCUGGAGGGCAGCAUUGGGAACCCAGACCCUGAGGCUGACGCGCACGCGGGCUCCACUGCUCGCUCCGCAUUCUCCUUCUGGCUGGAUGGCGAUUGUGAGCUGGACUGCAUGCCAUCGCUGCUGCAGGAGGCAUCCCAGGAUGAAGCGAUGAUGAUGAUGGGGAUGGGGAUGGGGAUGGGGAUGGGGAUGGAGCCUGGCACCGGAGCGUUUCAGCAGCUAUCCGAGUUCACCCUGGUGCGGAUGGGGAAGGGGGAUGUGGGGGGGCAAGCGCUGUGGUGGGGUGAAAAGGUGUUGGGGAUUGGAAUGGGAGGGGGUAAGGGGUGGGUGGGUGUGGGUAAUAGUGUAGUGGGGAGUGGUUUGAGUAGGUUCAGUUCAGCCGCAGUGGUGGCUAUCAUGUGGCUCGUUGGAAUGAAUCAUAGUGAGAGCAGAGAGUCAUUCCGGUUAUCCAGGCGACAAGGGCAGUAA